Molecule: messenger RNA, 1518 nt
Organism: Helianthus annuus (common sunflower)
Lineage: Eukaryota; Viridiplantae; Streptophyta; Magnoliopsida; Asterales; Asteraceae
Product: F-box/FBD/LRR-repeat protein At1g13570-like
Exons: 4
Coding region: 111-1382 (423 amino acids)
Molecular function (GO): protein binding
Source: RefSeq, a predicted model, not a curated record
GGGAAAAUAAACAGGGAACCGUCAAAUUCCCCAUCCCCAACCUGAGACUUAACCGCCGAGUUCAAAUUCGUUCCGCCGCUCAUCGGAAACGGUUUCUACUUUGAAGAAUAAUGGAACUGAUUCAGGGGACACAUAAAGCACCACAAGAUUUUAUUAGCAACAUGCCUGAUAUUGUCAUAAAUAAUAUUCUGGACCGAUUGCGGUUUCAAGAUGCAGUGAGGACCAGUGUCUUGUCGAGAAACUGGAGGUUUAAGUGGACUAUGCUUAGCCAACUCGUAUUUGAUGUCGACUUCUUUGAUUCAUUAGAAACAGAAGAAGAAGAAGAAGACGAAGACGAAGAAGAAGAAGAAGAAGAAGAAGAAGAAGAAGAAGAAGAUGACAACGAAGACAAAGGUAAUAACGAGAGCAUUGUAAGUAAGCUUCUUCUUCAACUUAGAGGUCCCAUUACAAAGUUUGUACUGGACAUAGAACACCUAUCGGAUGCUGAAGAUAUUAAUAACUGGAUUUUAUUCUUGUCGAGAAAAGGACUUACGGACCUCACUAUUAUGAAUUGGGAUUAUUCACCACUCGCGUUGCCCACCAAUCUUUUCUCUUGUUUAGAGUUGAAACAUUUGCAACUUCGUCAUUGUUAUUUUAAUAAUCCUCCACCUAGUUUUCAUGCUUUUCCAAACCUGUUGAGCUUAGACUUGUGUGUGGAGUUUGAAGACGAUAUUCAACUUGGGGAAUUCAUUACUCGGUGUCCCGUACUUGAGAAGUUCACCAAGGAUGAUCUGUUUGAAAUGGAGAAAGUAAACAUACUUGAGAUUGCAAAACAAGAAAAUCUCAAAAUAUUAUCUUUGAAAUUUUAUAAUCUUGAUGACGAAUCGACCAUCACAAGUUCCAGUACCAUCUUUGAGCUUGUGGGUUCUCUUCCAAAACUUCAAGAGCUUCGUUUGGAUUUUGAAGAGGGCCGGUUGAUAGAAGGUGUUGGUAAAAAGAGUUUCUUUACUACCUUUACCUGCCUCAAGGUUCUUAAAUUACUAAAUGUAUGUUUAGACAAUGGUAUUGUGUUAUCAUUUGCUUUUGAAUUGAUCAGAAGCUCCCCGAAUCUGCAGACUUUUGUAAUCACACCAAGUAACUGGGAUGCUGAUUCUCCUCCACAAGUAGACUACGAUACAACGAGGUUGUUGCAGCUUCAAGGUGUGACGUUUGAAUGUAUGAAAGGUUCAGAGAAUGAGUUACGGUUGAUAAAGUAUUUGCUUGCGUGUUCCCCUUCCCUAAAAUGGAUGCAUAUUUUUUCCCGUUUUCUCAAAUCGGCUGAAGAAAAGUUGGUGUUUGUUAGGAAGUUGUUGAAGCUCUACCGAGCCUCCCCCGUAGUUGAAGUCGAACUCUUUUGGUACUAGUUGUUUUGAACUUCUCUUAUAUUUGAUGCAUAUUUAUUUGUAUGGAUUUAUGGCAUCAAUGAGUCAUUGUGUAAUAUGCUCCAGGGGUAUUCUUUGGGUUUAUAAAUCGGAUAGACCGGGUCGGGUUAUUCAGGUU